This is a messenger RNA of Oenanthe melanoleuca, 2687 nucleotides long. RefSeq names its product NAD synthetase 1 (gene NADSYN1). NCBI's taxonomy places the organism in Eukaryota, Metazoa, Chordata, Aves, Passeriformes, Muscicapidae. Gene Ontology annotation, biological process: NAD+ biosynthetic process. Gene Ontology annotation, cellular component: cytoplasm. The record is from RefSeq and is a predicted model, not a curated record. Gene Ontology annotation, molecular function: glutaminase activity; ATP binding; NAD+ synthase (glutamine-hydrolyzing) activity. The transcript has 20 exons. Bases 309 to 2291 code for a protein of 660 amino acids.
CGCUUUGCUGGCGCUGGGUUUGGUGCGAUUCCAGUUAACUGUGGAAGAACAGUCAGGAAGAGCAUCAAGCCCCGUGGUGCUGCAGUGCCCGAAGCCCUACUUACAACAUGCGGCUGUCGGUGUAAAGACAAGCGCUGUAGUUUGAGCACAGGAUUGGCUCUCUUGUCUUGGAAACUUGACUGAUACCGAUAAUUAUUUCAGUGAGUUUUCCUUCAGGGGAACUGUAGGGCUUUGAUUUCUGCUUGGGCCCAGGCUGUUGUCCUCGGAAGGAAUAUCAUGGGGUGAUACAAAACGCCACGCAGUUUUAAAUGCUUGGUUACGGCUGCUCAGAUCACUAUUAUGAGUCAGACACACUCUUGCAUUCGUUUCAAGUUCUGGAAAAGCUCUUGCAGUCUCCAGCUACUCAAGAUAUUAUAUGUGAUGUGGGGAUGCCUGUUCUGCACAGAAAUGUUCGCUACAAUUGUCGAGUAAUCUUUUUAAAUAAGAAGAUUCUUCUAAUCAGACCAAAAAUAUCACUGGCAAACACAGGAAACUAUAGGGAACUUAGAUGGUUCACCCCAUGGAGCAAAGCAAGGCAUGUGGAAGAAUAUUUUCUACCCAGGAUAAUUCAGGAAGUGACUGGACAGGAAACUGUUCCUUUUGGGGAUGCAGUGCUAGCAACCAAAGAUACAUGCCUAGGGGCAGAAAUAUGUGAAGAACUCUGGGCACCAAACAGCCCUCACAUUGAGAUGGGGCUUGAUGGCGUGGAAAUUUUCACCAACUCUUCAGGGAGUCACCACGUGCUGCGGAAGGCUCAUGCCCGGGUGGAUCUGGUGAAUUCUGCCACAGCAAAGAAUGGUGGAAUAUAUAUUUUAGCGAACCAGAAAGGCUGUGAUGGUGAUCGUCUAUAUUAUGAUGGCUGUGCCAUGAUUUCCAUGAAUGGAGAAACAGUUGCACAAGGAUCCCAGUUUUCACUCGAUGAUGUGGAGGUGCUGGUUGCCACUCUCGACUUGGAGGAUGUUCGAAGUUAUAGAGCAGAGAUUUCAUCUCGUAACUUGGCAGCAAGUAAAGUGAGUCCUUAUCCCAGGGUAAAAGUGGACUUUGCUCUGUCAUGUCCUGAUGAUGUAGCUGUUCCUACUUGUAUGCCAAUCCAGUGGAGACACCACAGUCCAGAGGAGGAGAUAAGCCUUGGACCUGCAUGUUGGCUUUGGGACUAUUUAAGGCGCAGCAAACAGGCAGGAUUUCUCCUACCUCUGAGUGGUGGAAUUGACAGCUCUGCUACAGCUUGCAUAGUGUAUUCCAUGUGUCACCAGGUUUGUCUGGCAGUCAAGAAUGGCAAUGCAGAUGUGUUGGCUGAUGCACGCAGGAUUGUGAAUGAUGAAACCUACAUCCCUAAGCAUCCUCGGGAAUUCUGCAAGCGUAUCUUCACCACGUGCUACAUGGGUAGUGAGAACUCCUCCCAGGAUACCUGCAACAGGGCUAAACUGCUGGCUGAGCAAAUAGGCAGCUACCACAUCAACCUGAACAUGGAUGCGGCUGUGAAAGCUGUUGUGGGGAUCUUCAGUGUGGUGACAGGUCGAACUCCCCGGUUUUCUGUCUGUGGGGGGAGCAGCAGAGAGAGCCUGGCACUCCAGAAUGUGCAGGCUAGAAUAAGAAUGGUCCUUGCCUAUCUGUUUGCUCAGCUGACACUGUGGGCUCGUGGGUUGCCAGGUGGACUGCUGGUGCUGGGAUCAGCCAAUGUGGAUGAAAGUCUCCGUGGUUACAUGACCAAGUACGACUGCUCCAGUGCUGAUAUUAACCCCAUUGGUGGCAUCAGCAAGACUGAUUUGAAGAACUUCAUUCAGUACUGCCUUGAAAACUUUCAGCUCACAGCCCUCAGGAGUAUCAUGUCAGCUCCACCCACUGCAGAAUUGGAGCCUCUGCUGGAUGGACAAGUGGCUCAAACUGAUGAGGCAGAUAUGGGUAUGACAUAUGCAGAGCUCUCAAUCUAUGGAAAAUUAAGGAAAAUUGCGAAGGCUGGACCAUACAGUAUGUUCUGUAAGCUGAUUAAUAUGUGGAAGGAAAUUUGUACUCCAAGAGAGGUGGCAUCCAAGGUUAAGCAUUUCUUCAGGAUGUAUUCAGUCAACAGGCACAAAAUGACCACCCUCACUCCUUCCUACCAUGCUGAAAACUACAGUCCAGAUGACAACCGGUUUGACCUGAGGCCUUUCCUCUACAACACCUCAUGGUCCUGGCAGUUCAGGUGUAUAGACAAACAGCUAUCCAAGCUUGAAAAAAACGAAGGAAUUUCUGUAGCUGAAGAUGUGGACUGAUUUAUUGUCUUGUUUAACUGUGGUAAUUAAUUUGCCAAACAGAAUGUUCAAAACUGGAUUAUACUAUGAUAAUGAGCAAGGAUGACCUGCUUGAGCUGACCAUUGUAAUAAAUUUGUUUUACUGACUCCCUGUUUUAACUCUCAAUAUACUUAAACUGUAAUUUGGCUAAAGGAUCAUUUAUUAAGGAUUUUUUUCAACUUCUUGUGUUAAUUGCCUUUAAUUUAAAAUAUUUGGAUAAUCAUAAAUAAACCCAGGGUAGUCUUUUUUUUUUUUUUUUUUUUUUUUGACUUUUGAGUAACACUCAGCUGAAUGUGUAAAAUUUUAAGAGUUCUGGCUGUUGAGGGGGCAAAAAACUCGCCAUACUUUGAAAUAAAUUUUUAAUUUUGUCAUGCUAA